AUGUUCCAGCUGCCCAUCCUCAAUUUCAGCCCGCAGCAGGUGGCCGGGGUAUGCGAGACCCUGGAGGAGAGCGGGGACAUCGAGCGCCUGGGGCGCUUCCUCUGGUCCCUGCCCGUGGCCCCCGCGGCCUGCGAGGCGCUCAACAAGAACGAGUCGGUGCUGAGAGCCCGGGCCAUCGUGGCCUUCCACACGGGGAACUACCGGGAGCUCUACCACAUUCUGGAGAACCACAAGUUCACCAAGGAGUCCCACGCCAAACUGCAAGCCCUCUGGCUGGAAGCGCACUACCAGGAGGCGGAGAAGCUGCGGGGCCGACCCCUGGGGCCGGUGGACAAGUACCGGGUGAGGAAGAAGUUCCCGCUGCCCCGCACCAUCUGGGACGGCGAGCAGAAGACACAUUGCUUCAAGGAGCGGACGAGGCAUUUGCUGCGGGAGUGGUACCUGCAGGACCCUUACCCCAACCCCAGCAAAAAGCGGGAACUGGCUCAGGCCACGGGACUUACCCCCACGCAAGUGGGCAACUGGUUCAAAAACCGCAGGCAAAGGGACAGGGCAGCAGCGGCUAAGAACAGGCUACAGCAGCAGGUCCUAACGCAGGGCUCGGUGCGCUCGCUGCAAGCCGAGGAGGAGAGCGGCGGCGAGGCGGUGGGGGCCGCCUCCAGCCCCGCAGCCAGCCUCUCCAGCAAAGCGGCCACCUCCGCCAUCUCCAUCACAUCCAGCGACAGUGAAUGUGACAUCUGA
Molecule: messenger RNA, 741 nt
Organism: Oenanthe melanoleuca
Lineage: Eukaryota; Metazoa; Chordata; Aves; Passeriformes; Muscicapidae
Gene: SIX6
Product: SIX homeobox 6
Exons: 2
Coding region: 1-741 (246 amino acids)
Biological process (GO): eye development; regulation of transcription by RNA polymerase II
Cellular component (GO): transcription regulator complex; nucleus
Molecular function (GO): DNA-binding transcription factor activity, RNA polymerase II-specific; RNA polymerase II cis-regulatory region sequence-specific DNA binding
Source: RefSeq, a predicted model, not a curated record